GCUCUCGGGAAAUGGAUCCCACAAAAUGAUUUGAUACACUUCUUUGGUUUCGGCCCAUUUGCUUUUCUCCUUCCCUCCCCGCACGUCCGUCGCAGCGCCAGGGGAAGAACAAGAACUUCUUCUUCUUCUUCUUCUCCAAUCUCUCACCCUUCUCCCUCUUCAAUCCUUCGACUCCCUUCCUUCCAUCUCUCUCUCUCUUUCUUGUACCCUCCGCCGCUUCUCUCUCGUUCUAUAGGCGCUAGCGAGCCGGCGACGGCGACACCGUUGCCCGCCGGGGGAAAAUGGGCAUGGAUUACUACAACAUACUCAAGGUCAACCGGAACGCGAGCGAUGACGACCUCAAGAAGGCCUACAAGCGCCUCGCCAUGAUUUGGCACCCGGACAAGAACCCCACCACCAAGAGAGCCGAGGCGGAGGCCAAGUUCAAGCAGAUUUCCGAGGCCUACGACGUCCUCAGCGAUCCUCAGAAGCGCCAGAUCUACGAUUCCUACGGCGAGGAGGCUCUCAAAUCGGGCCUCUUCCCGCAGCCUUCCCCUGCCUCUCCUUCCACCUCCGCCGCGCCCAAUCGCCACUAUUAUCAGCGCCAGCACCCCAAUCCUGCCUUCAGGUUCAAGCCCAGGGACGCCGCCGAUAUUUACGAGGAGUUGUUCGGUCAGGAGGCCGGCGGCGGUGGUGGUGGUUCCGUGGGGAAUGGGGCUGGAGGUGGAGGGGCGGCUGGAGGAGGGAGAGGGUUUUUCAGGACUAAUACUCAUUAUCAUGGGAAUGGAGGGGAGAUGAGGAAAGCAGCCCCCAUUGAGAAUUUGUUGGGAUGUAGCUUGGAGGAGCUUUACAAAGGUGUGAAGAAGAAGAUGAAGAUUUCUAGGAAUGUCUUCGAUGCUGCUUCUGGAAGGGUUCGUCCUGUUGAAGAGAUCCUGACAAUCGAGAUAAAACCUGGUUGGAAGAAAGGUACAAAGAUCACAUUCCCUGAGAAAGGCAACCAAGAGCCUGGCAUCAUCCCUGCUGACGUGAUUUUUGUGGUGGAUGAGAAGCCGCACCCGGUAUAUAAAAGAGAUGGUAAUGAUUUGGUGAUCAACCAGGAUAUUUCCCUUCUUGAGGCCCUCACCGGUGGAAGCCUGAACCUAGCUACAGUGGAUGGCAGAAACCUUAUGAUCUCGCUCACAGAUAUAGUCAAACCUGGUGCUGAAGUGGUUGUCCCAAAUGAAGGAAUGCCAAUCUCAAAGGAAGCAGGCAAGAGAGGUAAUUUGAGGAUCAAGAUGGAUGUGAAUUACCCAUCAAGGCUUACCGCAGAACAAAAAUCCGAGCUGAGAAGAGUGUUGGGAGGAGUUUCAUAGUGCUUCAAUCAGGAGAAGGUCAUCUAACAGCUGAGAAUUUGGGGAUGUACAUAUAGUGGAGUUAUGUCAUACAUGUCAGUUAGGAUAUAAAUUCUAGGGUUAAUGGUUGAGUUGGAUGUUGGGGAAACGCUGUGCUGGGAAUGACUAACUUGAGUUCAUUGGUAGGAUGUGCCCAUCUGUCAUUUGCUGUUUCAUGUUACUAGCAUCUGAUUUUGGAUAGUGGAUACAACACGCAACCGGGGUUUCUUCUACCACUGGUACUGCAUAGUGAAUGAUUGUGUUGUUUUUCGAACAGAAUUUAGAAUCAAAUUGAUCGUGGUUCGUGUUGAUGUUCUUAUACGGGCAAGUGCGAGAUUUUCUUCUGUUUCUGCUGGUAUGUAAACAAUAGCAGGUGCAAAGUGUUUGAUUGAUGCUUGGAUCAUAUAAUGGACAGGAGUACAUUUGCUACUUAUCCUGGUUUAUUUUCUUGCCCUUUUGGAGGUGUAAGGAGAGGAUGGGCUAAUUUGCAAUAGGUUGCCUACUGCUCAUCAUCUGUGUUGCCUUCCAAGAUCACACGUUAGUCAAUUGAAUCAGCCUACAUUGCCUGCUGAAGUCUGCCCAAUUUGCGAUCUGAUCUGGUUCUUUCCUCGUCGGAGUAGGGUCUCUUUGUGGCAUUCUUUCUCUGGAUCGCUCCUGAAAUCGAACAAACAAAAAAAAUUGCA
Linum trigynum is the source of this 2032-nucleotide messenger RNA. The record is from the annotation of a GenBank genome assembly. Lineage: Eukaryota; Viridiplantae; Streptophyta; Magnoliopsida; Malpighiales; Linaceae.